This is a messenger RNA of Actinia tenebrosa (Australian red waratah sea anemone), 999 nucleotides long. RefSeq names its product persulfide dioxygenase ETHE1, mitochondrial. Gene Ontology annotation, cellular component: mitochondrion. Gene Ontology annotation, molecular function: sulfur dioxygenase activity. Lineage: Eukaryota; Metazoa; Cnidaria; Anthozoa; Actiniaria; Actiniidae. The record is from RefSeq and is a predicted model, not a curated record. Gene Ontology annotation, biological process: glutathione metabolic process; hydrogen sulfide metabolic process.
GAAAUCAUUGAUUGUACUCAGGCUUUGCUCGGCUUUAGUUCACUAGAAUGUAAAUACGUUAUAUAUUAUCAAAAAUCCUGAAGAUUUUUCUUCGUUUGUUUGGAGAUCAAGAUGACAACUCGGCUCAUUUUCAGACAGUUACUUGAUUUCGAGUCUUUCACUUUUACAUACUUGCUUGGAUGCAAUAAAACCAGACAGGCUGUUAUCAUAGACCCCGUUGAUACACAGGUCCAGAGAGAUUCACGGCUCAUAAAUGAAAUGGAACUCAAACUGAUAUAUGCAGUCAAUACCCACGUACAUGCCGACCACAUCACAGGGACAGGAAUGCUGAAACAGUUAACAAGAUGCAAGAGCAUGAUCUCUAAAGAAAGUGGUGCCAUCGCUGAUGUUCUUCUUAGUGAUGGUGAUGACAUUAGGUUUGGAGAACAAGCUGUAUGACAUUCGUCAGCCAUGCUAACAAGAUGGCUUUCACUGGYGAUGCUUUGUUGAUCAGGGCGUGUGGUAGAACAGACUUUCAAGAAGGGUCUCCCGAAAGAUUAUAUGAUUCAGUUACGAAAAAAAUCCUCUUUCUCCCUGAAGAUUUCAUUCURUAUCCAGCUCAUGACUAUAAAGGCCUAACAUCCACAUCUGUUGAAGAGGAGCUGAAGCACAAUCCGAGGUUGACAAAAAGCAAAGAGGAAUUUGUGAAAAUCAUGGAGAACCUUGGACUCACUAAACCAAAGAGAAUAGAUGAAGCUGUACCAGUCAACUUGAUGUGUGGCCCAAGUCAGCUCGGCAAAUAUCAUGAAAGAAUGGAUGAAUAGAAAUUAUAUGAACUAAAAWAUCCAAAUAUCACACCCUGGUGAAAGAGGAUGGGACUUUUGAUUGAUAUCUGAGAAAGUAUUUUUUAAUAAGACAAUGCAUGGUGAACUAAGGCCCCGUCCACACGUAUCCGGACAUUUUGUAUCCGCAAAUUAUUUUUUGCGGAUACGAAAAUGUUUGCGUCCACACGCAGCGUAU